GCCACAUCUCCUUCGUCUUACCUGUUCUUUUAAGAUUCUGAUUUUCCCUUUAAACUGCUUUAAUUUAAAGCCGUCAUGUCUUUCUCACAAGUCUCUGUCAAGAAGCACCAUAGUGGUAGCGGUGGUGGUGGAAGAGGGGGUUUUAGCGCUUGCUCACUUGGAGCAACAGGAGGAGGAUCUCGGGCUGGAGGUAGCUAUGGGUCUCGCAGUGUCUAUAACCUUGGUGGAAAAUCUAGAACUUCCAUAAGUGCAGCCAGUACUCGAAGUAUGGCAGGAGGACUUGGGGGUGCUGCCGGAGGAGGAUUUGGUAGUGCUGCUGGCGGAGGAUUUGGCGGUGGUGCUGGUGGAGGAUUUGGCGGUGGUGCUGGUGGAGGAUUUGGUGGUGGUGCUGGUGGAGGAUUUGGUGGUGGUGCUGGUGGAGGAUUUGGUGGUGGCUUUGGAGGAGGACAUGGUGGUGGUGCAGGGGGCUUUGGUGGCAUGGGAGGCCCAGGAUUUGAUGGAGGGGAUAUGGGAUUCCCUGUUUGCCCACCUGGUGGAAUUCAGCAGGUUACUAUCAAUACACAACUUCUGCAGCCACUUAAUCUGACUAUUGAUCCAAACGUCCAGAAAGUAAAAACAGAGGAAAGAGAACAAAUUAAAACUCUCAACAACAAGUUUGCAGCUUACAUUGACAAGGUCAGAUUUCUGGAACAGCAAAACAAAGUCCUGGAAACAAAAUGGAAACUGCUGCAGGAACAGGGAACUAAGGGCAGCACCAAAAGGGCCAGCCUAGAGCCCCUGUUUGAGAAAUACAUUGGCGACCUGAACAAAUAUUUAAGCACUCUAAUAAAUGAAAAGGACCGUUUGAAUCAAGAACUGAAGAAUCUGCAAGUUCUUGUAGAGGAUUAUAAGAAAAAAUAUGAGGACGAAAUUAACAAGCGCACAAAAGCAGAAAACGAUUUUGUGUUACUUAAGAAGGAUGUUGAUGCUGCCUACAUGAUUAAAACAGAACUUGAGGCCAAGGUGGAUGCAGUGACAAGUGAAAUCAACUUCUUAAGAACUCUUUAUGCUGCGGAAUUGUCACAGGUACAUGAUAGCGUCACCGACACCUCUGUUGUUCUGACUAUGGAUAACAACCGUGACUUGAACCUGGAAGGUAUCAUUCAGGAAGUUAAAGCACAAUUAGAACUAUGUGCACAAAGAAGCAAAAUGGAAGCUGAAGCAUUGUUUGAUAAUAAGUACAAGGAGCUGCAGAAAACAGCUGAAGGACACGGGGACAGCAUAAAGAAUUCCAAGUCUGAAAUAGCAGAACUGAACCGUAGGAUUCAGAGGCUGAAGGCUGAAAUUGAAAGUACCAAGAAGCAGAUUGCAGGUCUGAAUCAAUCCAUUGCUGGAGCUGAAGAAAAGGGCAACCUUGCUCUCAAGGAUGCAGAAAAGAAACUUCAGGAUCUUGAAGCUGCUGAAAAGAAACUUAAGGAGGACAUGGCUCGUCAGCUUAAAGAGUACCAAGAACUUCUGGCUGCUAAGAUUGCACUGGAUGUUGAAAUUGGCACUUAUGGACUCAUGCUGGGAGGAGAAGAGCACAGAAUGUCUGGAGAUAUUGUCAGCAACUUCAGCAUAUCUGUAAUCAGCGGAGGUGCCAGUGUAUACAGCGCUCUUGGUGCUGCAGCAGGCGGAAUGGGAGGCGGCAUGGGAGGCGGAAUGGGAGGCGGCAUGGGAGGCGGUGGAAUGGGAGGCGGCAUGGGAUCUGGCCACGGUGGUGGAUAUGGCCACGGAGGAGGCUUUGGAGCAGGCCAUGGAUCCGGCCACGGAGGAGGCUUUGGAGCAGGCCAUGGAGCAGGCCAUGGAGCAGGCCACGGAGGAGGCCACGGAGCAGGUCAUGGAGGCAAAACCUCAGUGGCAAUUGCAUCAACAACAUCCACAUCUAAGACAUCCUAUUAAUUUAGAGCAGCAAUAGCCAAGCAAAAAAUCCACAUUUAACUACACCUUUGCCUAUCUAUUUGAACCUUGACUAGUAUGUAAUUAUUGUGUCACCCUACAUCUAUAAAUGUUUUAAUUUCCAUCAUAAACACAGUGCUUCCUUAUAACACAAUCAUAUCAUGUCUUUGUAUAUUGUGUCAUAAAUUGUCACUGGAAAGAAGACAAGGGUUCAGAAAAAAAGUACUAAUUUGUUUGUGAAAUAAACACAUCAAAAAGCAAUAUAAACAACCUGAAAGCAACUUAUCAUGCCGAAAUCUUAGGCACUGGUAUGGAGGUAACUGUGAAUCUCUAUACUAGCAACAAGUUGAGAAGAUCUACAGUAUAUCUACUUUUAUCCUGCUUGACUUUUAUCUGAGAGGAAAGGGGAUCCUGGGUGUUUGUAUAUAGUAUCUUUUUAAUGCAUUGCUGCAUUUUUGAUUCUAGAAUGUCUUUCCUUUUCUUUGUAUCUUCAAUAAACUGCAUUUGGAUCUGAA
Molecule: messenger RNA, 2432 nt
Organism: Xenopus tropicalis (tropical clawed frog)
Lineage: Eukaryota; Metazoa; Chordata; Amphibia; Anura; Pipidae
Gene: krt78.8
Product: keratin 78, gene 8
Exons: 9
Coding region: 76-1920 (614 amino acids)
Cellular component (GO): keratin filament; intermediate filament
Molecular function (GO): structural molecule activity
Source: RefSeq, a predicted model, not a curated record